AGUAUAAUAUUCGUUUUCUGUCUGCAAAUAUUUCUAACAUACAAUCAUGUAUUUGCUUAGGGGACAGAAUUUUGAAUGUAACUGAAGGCCUAUUGGGAUUAAGUAACGGUAUACCAGUUAUUGGAACACUGGCACAACAUACCUAAGAUAUACACCAUCAAGAUGAAGAAGACGAACAACAAAUCCCAAGCAUACGCAUCCAGCCAGGAGGACAGCGAGAACGACAGUGACCAGACGGAAUGCAGCAUUGGCAGCAAUUCUACCGCUGGCACUCAUCGCAGCGACACCCCCACUCGUAGUGCUCGUUACCGACGAAAGGGCCGUCGCAGGAGCAAAACUACAACCAAGUACAAGCCCUCCACGGACAAGCCAUUGUACAAGUAUUGUUGCAACGUGAAAGAGGAUCACGGGCAACCAUUGUUCGGGGUGCAAUUUAAUCAUCACUUGAAGGAAGGCGAGCCACUGAUAUUCGCUUGCGUGGGCAGUAACCGCGUGAGUAUUUACGAAUGCCCAGAAGGCGGAAACAUACGACUGCGACAAUGCUACUCCGAUCCUGACGCGGAAGAAAACUUCUACACGUGCACAUGGACGUAUGACGACAUGGGCAAGCCACUGCUGGCCGUAGCGGGCUCCCGCGGCGUUAUUCGUAUCAUCAGCCCUGUGACGAUGACCUGCAUCAAGCACUACAUCGGUCACGGCCAUGCAAUCAACGAACUGAAGAUUCACCCGUGCGACCCGAACAUAUUGUUAUCCGCAUCCAAGGAUCACGCCCUACGACUGUGGAACAUUAAAACGGACGUAUGCAUCGCAAUUUUCGGUGGCGUGGAGGGUCACCGGGACGAGGUGUUGAGCGCCGACUUCGACAUGCGAGGCAUGCGAAUCAUCUCGUGCGGUAUGGAUCACGCGUUGAAACUUUGGUCAUUGGACAAAACAGACAUGCAAGAGGCGAUCAAGCAGUCAUAUUACUGCAAUCCCAGUCGCAAUGGUAGACCAUUCGACUCGAUUCUCCAACACUUUCCAGACUUUACUACGCGCGACGUUCACCGCAAUUACGUUGAUUGCGUCAAAUGGUACGGCGAUUUCAUCCUGAGCAAGUCCUGCGAAAACUGUAUUGUUUGCUGGAAACCCGGCAGACUCGAAGACUCGCAGCUGCGUAAUGGCGAGACCAGCGCGACUAUGCUGCAUCGUUUCGAAUUCAAGGAAUGCGACAUUUGGUUCAUACGUUUCUCCAUGGAUUUUUGGCAGCGAACAAUCGCCUUGGGGAAUCAGGUCGGUCGUACUUAUGUUUGGGACCUGGACGUGGAUGAACCCGGACAGGCGCGCUGCUUCUCCCUUCAGCAUCCGCGUUGCACUGCACCCAUCCGCCAAACCAGCUUGAGUCGGGAUGGCUCAGUGUUAUUGUGCGUAUGCGAUGAUGCGACCAUUUGGAGGUGGAAUCGUGAUCAGUAAUGUUAAACUCUUGACAAAAGGUCGAUAAAAACUAAUGCGCGCGUAUCAAGAAAUGUAUAUACUUAUUAUAAUUAUAUACUCUGUCUUGUUGUCUAAAUAAGUUAACCCAAGAUCUACUUAUGCUAUGUUCCAAUUCACUGUUAGCAUUGAAAAUCUAUUGUUCAUGUUACAUAUACUAUAGAUUUUCAGCUUUAUAGUUGUCAAUAAUUUUGAGAUUGCCUUAGUAUGUAAGCCAACUUUGAAAGAUAUACUAUUAUUAACUUUAGUUAAGAGCUUCUUCAGUUAAGUCUUAACUUUAGUUAUAAAAUCUAAAUUAAUUUAAGCUGCAGAAUUCAUAAAAAUCAGUAGGGCAAUCAAUGCAUUAAUGUGCAAAUGAAUAAGAUGAAAGAUUGUUUUUUAUAUAGUUUAUAUAUUUUUUAUAAUUAUAAAUAAAGAAAUAAAUUGUGUAUAUAUAUAAUCCA
Odontomachus brunneus is the source of this 1910-nucleotide messenger RNA. RefSeq names its product polycomb protein EED-like. NCBI's taxonomy places the organism in Eukaryota, Metazoa, Arthropoda, Insecta, Hymenoptera, Formicidae. Bases 163 to 1449 code for a protein of 428 amino acids. Gene Ontology annotation, molecular function: nucleosome binding; protein binding. Gene Ontology annotation, cellular component: ESC/E(Z) complex. Gene Ontology annotation, biological process: negative regulation of transcription by RNA polymerase II. The record is from RefSeq and is a predicted model, not a curated record. The transcript is spliced from 3 exons.